Molecule: messenger RNA, 2094 nt
Organism: Zootoca vivipara (common lizard)
Lineage: Eukaryota; Metazoa; Chordata; Lepidosauria; Squamata; Lacertidae
Source: RefSeq, a predicted model, not a curated record
GGUAAGUGUAGGGUUAGGGCAGGGCUUAGGCUUAGGUUUAGGGCUGGGUUUGGGGGGUGGUGUCAGAGUUAGACUUGGGUGGGCAUUUUAGAUAGAUAGUUUAGAGAGGAGGGAGGGAAUUUUUUGCAAAGAAGAUGUGCAGACUGUAAGUAGCAUUCCUUUUCUUUCUCUUGGUCUCCUGGGGGCGAGGUGUGAGUCCUGGAGUCCCCUGCGCAGCCUUAGCUCUCUGGAAAUUGACCCGGCCAGUCUUCUCCAGAGAGCUCCUCCACACUCUUUCCCUGCCUUCCCCUUUUCUCUCCCCUCUCAUCAUUUACAUUUACUAGGACAUUCCUAGCCCACUUUCCUCCCAGGAGCUCAAGGUGGCCUUAAUGGUUCUCCCUACCACUAACUGUUAUCUUCACAGCAGCCCUGCAAAGUAUGCUAGGCUAGCCCAAGGUCCACCAGGGAGCUUCAUGGCUGAGUGGGGAUUCAAACCCUGCUCUCCCAGGUCCUCCUAGUCCAGCCCUCCAACCACUACACCUCUGCCUGGCUCCAUUUUGCAUUUCUCCAGUUGCCCUACGACAUCAGCCGCCUCCCCCUUCUUGGGGGUCUCUCUGGCUCCAAGGAAGACUCCAUCCCCUUCCUCAUGUUCUGCUCCUCUUCUGGGACACCUCCCAGGAGUCUCCUCCCUCUCUGGGAAGGGCAGGGCUGUCCUAAGAAGACGAGGCAGACCAGCCUUUUAACAGCUGGCAAUGCUUCUCUUUCCUUUGGGCUGGAGCUCUUGAACCCAGAGCAUUUGGGGCCUCCUUUCUCUCUCUGCCAGCCCUUUGAGCUCUGGGCUGCCUCUUUCCAGCUCUGGUGAUGACCUUUCAGGUCACAGAACUACAGAGAGAUGAAAGGAAUUGGUCCAGUUGCCCCUCCUCACACACAAACACACACACACACACCCAAGAAUUGGGGCUGAUGGCUUCUGAUUCUCUCUCUCUGCUCAUCUCUUCUAGGCUCAGGUGUUUAAGACGCCUGAUUGGUCGCAGCAACAAGGUGGCCCCCCUGCAAGGCCCAGAGCAGCCUGUGCCUUCGGAUGUGCUGGGGUUCCACAUGCCUCCCCUAGCGCUGCUGGACAAAGAUCAGCUCUACCUCCUGCAGGUCAUCCAGGACUGCCAGGCAGCUCGGCUCAGGGGGCUCCGAACCCUAAAGUACUCCAAGCAGGAGGCGGUCAAAGCCAUUCUGGAUAUCCUUGGCCACUUGGAGUACUUCAGGGAUCGCCCCCUGAGCCUGGCCCUGGCCUUUGAGGCCCUCCUCCAACUUAGCUUUAUGAGACCCCAUUUCAGCCUCGCUAUGGUCAGUGCUAUCCUGCAUAAGGCAAUGGAGGCAGUUCUACGGGGUGCAGAACAGGAGGAGGAAAAAGAGGAACUGAAGAGGCCAUUUGAGAGCCUGCUGGGGGGUCUCCUCCUGGAAGCCCCCAAUGCUGGCACCCUCCUUCAGCUUCUUACUGACCUCAGAUAUUACGCCCUUUGCGGAAGUGAGGACGAAAGAAAACUAGCGGCCAGCAGCAUCUCACUGCUGCUGGCCGUUUCACGAAGAUUCCCCCGCCUCAGGAACACAGUGAUUCGGCCAGAGCUGGCCUGUUUCCGGCAAAAUCUGAAAGAAGAUGACCUCAUCAUAGAAGAGAUAUGAUUUUCCUCCCUGAAGGAAUUACUGGUUCUAUUUGGAUGUCUGAAUUGGCAGAAGAAGAGACGCUGAGAAUCAGGAGGGGGACAGAUGAUUUGACCAGCCAUGAAAUAUGGACUGAGAUUGGGCCGAACUUGAAGAGAAGGAAGGAAGGAAGGAAGAAUCCAUGACAUAUGGUCAUCUAAUCCCUGCUUUAAAACCUGCAAGGAAGGAGAGUCCUUCACCUUCCAGGGGGAGUCCAUUCCUCUGUUGACCAAUGUUUAGUCGGAAUCUCCUUUGUUGUAUCCUGAAGCCAUUGGUUCGAGUCCUACCAUACAGAGCAGGGUGGGGGGAGCUUGCUGCAUCUUCCAUGUGACAGGCUGCCCUUGAGUUAUUUGAAAAUGGCUCUCUCUGGUGCCGCUGGAUCAAGCUGAUCGAUUUUCUUGCAUUACUUAAACUAAAUAG